Molecule: messenger RNA, 2044 nt
Organism: Serpula lacrymans var. lacrymans S7.9
Lineage: Eukaryota; Fungi; Basidiomycota; Agaricomycetes; Boletales; Serpulaceae
Exons: 6
Coding region: 795-1844 (349 amino acids)
Source: RefSeq, a predicted model, not a curated record
CCAAAAAAAAAGAAGCUCCAUCUCGACCAUAGAAGUCACUGUUGUCAACAUGUCAAUGUCAUGCCCAGAAUGUCACAAGGUCCACAUGGCCAGGCUGUGCUGAAACUACAAAAUUGAUGCCGAGGCUGAGAGGUAGUUCUCUGAACUGAUCAACGUUCUUCGGGAUGGUGCGUGGUUUCUAAGUUAUUGAGUGCAAUCGUUGGUUGCGAUCACAGCAAUUCGCUCUUCUCUUUUACUCACAUAUCCGGCUAUGCAACGAGACUCUGGUGGCAUUGCGCUAUCCCCGUAGGAAUCCUAAGGACUUGGAAGAACAAAAGCGGGCUCCUCACCAUCACUGUCAUGCACCACUACUAGAUCCGAACUAUUGCCAUCACGGCAUCGCAGUCAUCUUCCUCGGUGUUCAUGUAAGCAGUAGAUGCACUAAUAUGACCACUAUCAGUAACGCUGGGCGCUGAUGACCGGUAUGGCUGUGGCAGGGUUCCUCGGCGACACGAAGCACCACCCCAAAGCAUGGAGCCUCUAAGGUCAUAUGUAUAGCCUGAUUCGACUACUGGCGUAAUAUAGUAAUGGGAAAUUCACACAGUAGUCCCAUCGGCGCCGGACAUGGCGUCUUAAAAUAAGCGCAUCCAGGGUAUCGUAUUUAUCCCCUAUAGUAAAGGAUACUAGCCUGUGGCCGUUUCUGAUUAAACGUUACAUAGGCAGAUAAGCAUUUUGUCUUCUAAUCACCGUCAAAGAGAUAUCGCUCCUUCACCUACUACAACUCAAAUCGCAUAUUGGCAUCCCAAUUCAUCACCAUGCCCAGUAAUAACUGUAGUGCGAUCUUGAACUUCGAUGCAGCAAUGGCGUACCUUCCACCCGACACAGCAUACCAGGUACAAGUAGGAGCAAAUCUAGUAGUUGGCUCGCUGGGAGCUAUGGCCUGGGAUUUCCUCACCAAUCUCAAUGGAGACUAUCAGCUACUCUUCAAGCAUAGGAUCAAGUUACCGACCUUGGUGUAUUUUUUCUCAAGAGCGUUAUCGUUAGGCUACGUUCUAGGGAGUGCCAUCUUUCAGACAACUCCCAUUGAUCACUGUCAAGCACUAGAACAAACUGUUGACGUGUUUUACGCCUUCGCCGUUCCAUUAUCUUCUCUUUUGUUCUUCUUCCGUGUUAAAGCAGUUUUUGACAACAACAAGUACAUUGUAACGACUGGCUUCAUCCUCUGGCUUAGUGUUCUCGCAUCAUCUUUGUCCAUCAUCACAGCCGUUCACGCCAUCACUAUUGGACCUACCUCAUAUUGCACAGCAGAAAGCCUAAAGUCGUAUGCUGGAGCGGCGCCAAUAACGGUUCUCGUUCAUGAUACCUUUGUGUUCAUGGCCAUUUCAUGGCGCCUUCUCUGGACUACUUCAACACACACAGGAUUCAAAGGUUGGGCAAGAGCAUUUGUAUCCGGUGGUUAUCUGCCAGCCUUGUCCAAAUCCCUGUUACAAGAUGGUCAAAUGUAUUACUUGAUCACAGUUGGCGGUAAUCUACUGACUGUCAUCAUGGUUUUCGAUAAAAGGGUACCAUCAGUGUACCAUACGAUGUUUACGGUGCCCAAUCUUAUGCUAACGAAUGCGAUGGCUUGCCACGUUUUCCGAAGCACGAAGCUUGGUCUCAUCAGAGGAUUUAGAAAUGACUCUAGCCUGCUAUCGACUAACCGGUCAAUUCACCUUCCUAUACAUCGACGCACUGCGCGCAGUGAUAACAUUGAGCUUGACCACGCUUUAGAUAUCACAGUGACGAAAGUGGUUGAACAUGACAGCGACUUCUCCAAUUCCAUGGGACCGGAAUCUGCGUCACCAAAGGAUGACUAUGGCAACUAAGUUACGAUAUAGUGGAUUCGUUCUCAACUCUUAUUGCUGUAAUUCUGCUACGGUAAUAGUGUAGCGCUCCUUCAGAUAUUGCAUUUAUUCCCAAGGUUCUUGAGUUUCGGUGUAUUAUUGCUACAUAUUCAGAUGUUCUAUUAAUGUCGAGUUACAAUUCACUCAUUCCAAAUCAGAUUACCACAUGUUUUGCAAUUCCA